Molecule: messenger RNA, 3049 nt
Organism: Phasianus colchicus (ring-necked pheasant)
Lineage: Eukaryota; Metazoa; Chordata; Aves; Galliformes; Phasianidae
Gene: CCDC3
Product: coiled-coil domain containing 3
Biological process (GO): negative regulation of gene expression
Cellular component (GO): extracellular region
Source: RefSeq, a predicted model, not a curated record
AUUUGUUGAUUUCCAAGAAACAGAUUGUGAAAAAUGCUAUAAAAGCUACAUUUAUCAUUCUGGAGGAUUUGUUUGAAAAAAAAAAUAAAAUUCUGCUUCUGUUUUAGCAGCUUUGCUGCUCUUGCAUAAAACUACAUUUUAAAUUCACCAUGGGACCGUGCCAUCAUGAAAUAGGAAUAUCACCUUUCUUAAACUUCUCUGGCAGCAAACAGCUGAAUCUGGUGAAGUUAUUCCCAAGGGAGACACUUGUCACUGAAAAUGUCUCACUGUCAUGAACUUGGCUUAGCUCGUUGUUUAACUCGUGAUUCAUUAUUUCACACAUUUCUUCUAAUGCUGUCCAUGCACGGGGACCCCCCACUCUGGGUACAGCACCAACGAGGAACAAAAAGGCAUCUUCUGCUCCUGAAAGCUUCCAGUCCUUCUGGAGAGCAGAAGCAGAUGGAGACAGACAGACAGAGGAGAGGAUUAAAGGAAUCAGCCAGGACUUACAGUCAAACUUUCAGUAGUCAUCAGCGUUAGGGAGAGAUUUAACCAGGACCACAUCUGCAUGAUAGUCAUAUUCCAACAGAAGUUUUUUUUCAGCAUCCCAAGCUCUUUCUUGGCCACGUUAUUACCAGUGAGAUCUAAUGUGGGAAAAGGACAAAACUGAACUAGAAGGAGCUAUUUCGGGCUGCAGAUGGUGAGGGGGCCCUGGGGAUGGUCGGGAGCUCCGCAGCAAUGUGUGUGCCAGGAGAAGGGUCGGGCUCGGAGCCAUCUGCCCGAAAGCUGGAGAAGUCCCAGGGUGCCGCAGUUCUACGGAGAAGAGGUGGGAAGUGACCACUCAGAAACCCGGCUUUUUAUUUUUACCUUUCUCACCAGCUGCAUUUUGAAAAAGAGUUGCAGGCUUCUAAGAAAGGAAAUAGCAAGUGGGAUCUGGCACCUCCCUCUCAGUCCCUGCCCUCCCUACUGGACCUCUCUCCACCUCCCCGAGCCCCGGGUACCGCCAAUGUUCCCCGUGGGGUUGGGGGAUGCCCAGCGGCAGCUUUACCCCCCCCGGGGCUGUGCUUUGCCCUUUGCAUCUCCGCCCUUUUACACCUCUCUUCUUUGCACGUCCGUCCCGUCCACCUCUUCCCUCCGCAUCCCUCCUCUUCUCAACCCUCCCCUUUGCAUCCCUCCCUUUUCACCUCCCCCUUUGCACCUCUCCCAUUUCCCUCCCUCCCCUUCGCAUCUCUGCCCCUUCGCAUGUCUCUCCCUUUUCCCAGCCCUCCCCUUUGCAUCUCAGCUGCUCGCAUCUCAACCCCUUCGCACCCUCACCCCUUUGCAUCUUCACUCCUUCACUCCCCAAACCCUCUAAGUCUCACUAUUAUUAUAUUAAUUUACUGGGGGCACCUUUGACUUUCCCACCUUUUGCUUCGACCCCAUCCCUUCUCCUUCUAUAACCCCCUCACCUAUAACAUCUCCGGGCUGUCCCUCACCUUUCUUCUCCCCCAUUCCCAUCCCCACUCCCCAGUCCCGGUGCCGGUCCCGGAGCGGAGCCGGGCUCGCCCCCCCCGGCUCGGAGCCUCCCGCGAUGCCGCCGCCCGCGGGGCCGCUGCUGCUGCUGGGGCUGGCGCUGGGGCUGGGGGCCGGGGCGGGCGCCGGGGGGGGCUGCCAGCUGCCGGCCGAGUGGCGACCGCUGAGCGAGGGCUGCCGAGCCGAGCUGGCUUCCAUCAUCGUUUACGCGCGGGUGUUGGCUCUUCACCCCGAUCCCUACGGGGCUUACAAUUAUCUGCCCUGGCAACGGGACCCCCCCUCCGGUGCCAGCUCGCAGCACAACCCGGGAGGACUCUUUUAUUCGGCUGAGAUCGAGCUGCUGUGCGACCAAGCGUGGGGCAGCAUGCUGGAGGUGCCCGCCGGCUCCCGACUCAACCUCACCGGGCUCGGCUACUUCUCCUGUCACUCGCACACCGUCAUGCAGGGCUACGCUUACUUCUUCUUCCUCCGCAUGGAUGAGAAUUACAUCCUCCUGCCGCAUGGGGUGAACUUCCAGGAGGCAAUUUUCCCGGACACCCAGGAGAACAGGAGGAUGUUCGCCAGCCUUUUCCAGUUUUCCAACUGCUCGCAGGCACAGCAUGCCCUGAGCUUCUCCAGUGACUGGGAGAUCCAAGAAGACAAUCGACUCAUGUGCUCCUCGGUCCAGAAAGCCCUGUUUGAGGAGGAGGACAGAGUGAAGAAGCUGCAGCAGAAGGUGGCAACGUUGGAGAAACGCAACAAACAGCUGCGAGAUCGGGUGAAGAAAGUCAAGAGGUCUCUCCGGCAAGCUAGGAAAAAUACCAGGCACAUGGAGCUGAUGAACCGAAAGCUCAGUGAGAAACUUGCCUCUGCUGGUGGCCAGAUUCCCUACAUUAACUCUUUAAAGCAGGAGACUCACAUGCUACCUACCUUAAAGUAUAAUGCAAGGGUAGAGUUCAGGCCAAUGGUAAUGGCAAAUUUUGCCUGCGUUAGAUCAGGAUCUGGCCCUUACACCUUGUCUACACUGCUUCAAACCUUGCAUGGAAAAUGAAUCUGAACUUGCUCUAGACACAGUGCUAGAUUAAACAGGAAUGCAAACUGGAUUUGUCUGGGUAGUGGAGGAACAGCCCAAAACCAAGUCCAUAGCGUUCUGGGUAGACAUAGAGCCAGGUUAUAAUAGAAAGCACAUUGUGCUUCUCGGUCCUCUUCCCCCUGCCUCUGCCAACACCCCUGUGGUGGGGUGGGUGUGAUGGAAGUUCUGUCAGGCACGUGACAUGGGAGCAGUUCUAGGGAUCUGAUGCCAGCUUGCCUUUUCUACAUGGUCUGGGCAAGUAAGUGGAUGUACAGAGAUGAAUACUGCAAGAAGGAUGCAGCAUAAAUGCUCCUUGCUCCAUCAUGAUCCCCUUCAUUGUGCCUUAAGCUUGACUAAAGACUAUAUUGUGUAUAUGAGCACAGGCUAUGUCCAGGACGCAUAGUCAGUUUGGGCCCUUAUUCAAAAUGAAAUGCAAAUGUGCCCAAACUGUCUUAAGACUGUGUCUAAGUAUUUCUUAAUAUUCUAAAAAAAAAAAAAAAAAAAAAA